Molecule: messenger RNA, 1737 nt
Organism: Heterobasidion irregulare TC 32-1
Lineage: Eukaryota; Fungi; Basidiomycota; Agaricomycetes; Russulales; Bondarzewiaceae
Exons: 12
Coding region: 33-1658 (541 amino acids)
Biological process (GO): protein folding
Cellular component (GO): chaperonin-containing T-complex
Molecular function (GO): ATP binding; ATP hydrolysis activity; ATP-dependent protein folding chaperone
Source: RefSeq, a predicted model, not a curated record
GUCCUCCAACCUCGUUCUCCAUACAACACAAUAUGGAUCACCAGGCUGUUUACACUACCGACGAGUAUGGUCGGCCGUUCAUCAUUCUCCGCGAGCAGGCGAGGAAAACUCGCACUCAUGGGAUAGAAGCGAUUAAGACACAUAUCCUCGCUGCGCGCACAGUAUCUAACAUCAUUCGGACCUCGUUAGGACCACGAGGCCUUGACAAAAUUCUGAUUUCACCCGAUGGCGAGAUCACAGUCACGAAUGAUGGUGCGACGAUCUUGAGUCAGAUGGAGGUAGAGCACCAGAUUGCGAAGCUUCUGGUCCAGCUAUCCAAGAGCCAGGACGAUGAGAUCGGAGACGGUACGACGGGUGUCGUCGUUCUCGCUGGCGCGCUGCUCGAACAGAGUGAGGCUCUCCUUGACCGUGGGAUCCACCCCAUUCGGAUUGCCGAUGGCUUCGAUCGUGCUUGCAGAAUCGCGGUGCAGAACCUGGAUAAUAUUGCGGAUCGGGUAGAAUACUCGCGGGAGAACACAGAGAACCUCCUCAAAACCGCCAUGACCAGUCUUGGCAGCAAAAUCGUCUCCAAGGAGCACCAGCAAUUUGCUCAGAUCGCUGUUGACGCGGUCCUUCAGGUUGCCGAUCUUGAACGCAAGGAUGUUCUCUUUGACCUCAUCAAGGUCGAUGGGAAAGUUGGUGGCUCCCUCGGCGACACGAAACUCAUCAAGGGUGUCCUCAUCGACAAGGACAUGUCCCAUUCUCAGAUGCCGCACUCCGUCAAAGAUGCCCGCCUCGCCAUUCUCACCUGUCCCUUUGAGCCUCCACGGCCCAAGACAAAGCAUAAGUUAGACAUCUCAAGCGUGGAAGAGUACAACAAACUUAGAGAAUACGAGAAAGAAAAGUUUAUGGACAUGAUAAAGCGAGUCAAGGACAGUGGCGCCAACCUGGUCAUCUGCCAGUGGGGUUUCGAUGACGAGGCAAACCAUCUGUUGAUGCAAAAUGAGCUGCCUGCAGUGCGAUGGGUUGGUGGUCCAGAGAUCGAGCUGAUCGCUAUCGCCACCAAUGGUCGUAUCGUGCCUCGCUUUGAGGACCUGACGCCAGAAAAACUGGGAAAAGCGGGUAUUGUUCGCGAAGUCUCUUUUGGCACUACUCGGGACAAGAUGCUUGUCAUCGAGGAAUGCGCCAACACCCGCGCUGUCACUAUCUUCGUGCGUGGAAGCAAUAAGAUGAUCGUUGACGAGUCAAAACGCGCUCUCCACGAUGCUAUCUGUGCCGUUCGCAACCUCAUUGUGGACAACCGCGUUGUCUAUGGUGGUGGUGCCGCGGAUGUCAGCUGCUCGCUAGCCGUUCAAAAGGCCGCUGACGAGAUUGCGUCCAUCGAACAAUAUGCGAUGCGCGCCUUCGCAUCUGCACUAGAUGCCAUUCCUCUCGCUCUCGCAGAGAACAGUGGUCUUUCUCCAAUUGAGACUUUGGCCGAAGUGAAGAGCCGGCAGGUCAAAGAGGGCAACCCGAGUCUGGGUAUUGACUGCAAUGGUAGGGGCGAGAACGACAUGAAAAAACAAUUUGUAAACGAUCCCCUGAUUUCCAAGAGGCAGCAGUACUUGUUGGCGACUCAGCUCGCCCGUGCAGUGCUAAAAAUAGACGAUGUCAUCACCGCUGGAGAGGCAGACGAGUAGUCAUGAAAGAUGUAUGAUAGAUAGAAUCACACUAAUCUUGUGCUUUUUCCAGUGUGCCGGGCAACUGGACCUUUCCGUC